Molecule: messenger RNA, 4129 nt
Organism: Pieris rapae (cabbage white)
Lineage: Eukaryota; Metazoa; Arthropoda; Insecta; Lepidoptera; Pieridae
Product: zinc finger protein Xfin
Exons: 7
Coding region: 254-2434 (726 amino acids)
Biological process (GO): regulation of transcription by RNA polymerase II
Cellular component (GO): nucleus
Molecular function (GO): RNA polymerase II cis-regulatory region sequence-specific DNA binding; DNA-binding transcription factor activity, RNA polymerase II-specific
Source: RefSeq, a predicted model, not a curated record
AUAGUAUGUAUAUUUUUAGUGUGUAUCUAGGAUACGCUACAGUCUUUUAUUUAAUCUCUGUAGUGAGUAGUCUCUAAAUCUUAGUUUAUGGUUUUGUGGUAUUGAUGGCUGUUGUGUCGUUGUUAUUUUUUAUUUAUAAGGCCAAGUUUUAGUUUUAAAUAUAUGUCAAUAUGUUAUAUGUAAGCCAAAUUUACAGUGUUUAUGUAACGGUAACGGGUUUACAUAAUGCAUAAACUAUACAAGCAUCAGAAAGAUGUUGCAUAAUAACAAUCAAUUUGGACCGAGUGAUGUUCCAAUAAGUGCUGAGGCAAAUUUGACGUCUGAUCUUGUAAAUCCAAAUAAUGUGAACAGUAUAAAGAACUUAACUCAGCCAAUGCCACUGGUAGCAAACUCAGGAUGUAAUAUAUCAGAAUUUCCUUAUGGCUUAAAUAUGAACGCUGGUAUGAGCCAAUAUCCUAAUUUUUCAUCUGUUGGAUUUCCACAUAAUGUAAUGUCACAAAACUCUAUGAACUGGCCAAACAACACAUUUCCUAUGAAUUUGAACGCUACAAAUGGGCCAUUUGGUAUGUCUGUCGAUAGAAAACACUAUGAAAAAGAAGAAAAUUUAUUAAAUGUCCAUCAAAUCCCUAAAUAUAAGCCAGACGUAAACAAUUACAAUCAGUAUAACGAUAAUCUGUUUAGUAAUCAAAAUUAUCGACCAGUUCAUGCAAGCUACGAUGACAAUACAACAAAUAAACACAGAAUCCCUGGAGAUUAUAAACAGUAUUACGAAAGUAAUUUAGGUUUAAGUGUUAAAGUAGAUGAAAAGGAUUGCAAUCUAAGUAAGGUUUCCGAACCUAAUGAAAAUUGUUUACAAAAAGAUGUUAUAAAUAAAGUUAAAGAGGCACUUACAAUGGAACCUGAUAGCUGCAUCUCAAAUAAUCCAGUGACAGAUGUGGAAAAAAAUUUGACUGAAACUCAUACAAGUGAUACAGACACUUUUAGUUUGAAAACCUUUAAAGACUCUGAUUCUCGUAAGCGUAGCUUAGAAAAAACCCUAAGAAUGCUUGAAAUAAGCAUAAUAAAUAGUACAAAUUCCAGGAAAAAUUCUGAAACAACAGAAAGUCCAAGAAGUCAUACUGAUGCAUUUAAAGUUCCAACUGGUAAUGCUAUGACUACUUCAGAUAUAGAACAAAAUGAAGAACUAAGUUCAGAAUCACAGUAUUCUAACUCUACAUCAGUUGAAACAACAAAUCGAGAAGAAAACAGUAAACCAGAAGCAUCUAAGCAAACAAGUGAUGAUGAACAAUUUAAUGAUAUAUUGCCUUUAAAUAAAAUUAAACAAGAAACCAUACACACAGUUGAAGUUAAGUUAGAGGAGUGGACACCAGAUCUGGACACACCAAAUCCAUUUCAAAAAGAUACUUUUGGUGUUCCAAGUGAAGAUGUUUAUAACUGUCACAUUUUAGAUUCUGAAAAUGGUAUAAAUAUUGCUAAGGAACUUGCUAAAAAUGGUGGUACAACGGAAUCCUAUUUUGAAUGUCCAUAUUGUAGUCUUUACUUCAAUAACCCAAAGCGAUAUUUAAUUCAUUUAAAGUGGCAUUCCUUUGGUUUGACAAAUGAGAAGAGACUUGAGUUACAGCGGGAAAAAGAAAUGAAGAAAGUAUUAAAAAAACAGGCAAGAAUACAGAUAAAAAAGCAAAAUGAAGAGAAAAAAGAACAUGACGGCCCUAAUAAAUGUACAAUUUGUGACAAGGAAUUCAACACAUACAGCAGCUUAAAAACCCAUAGACAAAAAAUGCACCCAACCCGUGCAAGAACCUGCAAGAUAUGCAAUAAGAAUGUGUUAGGCUGGCUUGCUAUGAAGCAACAUAUGACAACGCACGAGGAAGCCAGCUUCAACUGUCCAGACUGUCCAAAGAGGUUUAAACAUGCACAUUCCUUAGCCAAACACCGAGAUACACAUAAGGAGAAAACACAUGGAUGCGCUCAGUGUCCAAAGAAGUUUGGUUCGGCGACUUUGCUUAACAUUCAUAUGAAGACGCACGAACGAAUGAUCCGUGGCGCUACUUUCCGUUGUACCUACUGCGGAAAGGGGUAUUAUGAAUCCUUUAGUUUGGCGGCACACGAACGUACGCACAGAAAUGAAAAGCCAUUCACGUGUGACAUUUGCAACUCCAGCUUUGGAACUAAUUCCAGUCUGAAGCGACAUUUGAAAGUUUCCCACAAUACAACAAAACCAUACGAAUGUCAGACCUGUCACAGAUGUUUUAUGCAGGAAUCGAUCCGCGAUCGCCACGAACUACGUCUACAUAGCAACCCGGAAGAUUUCAAAUAUCCUUGCAAGUUAUGUUCAUCGAAAUUCAUUGAAAUGAAGGAUCUAAAGAAACAUCUUUAUAAAGUGCACCCAAAAGUUAAAAGAAAGAAACAUUCUGAUGAUGAUUACUCUGAAUAGUACGUGAUCUAGAAACGUCUUCGUGUUGUACGUAUACGCGUAUAACGUACCCGACGUCCAAAUACUUCGAAUUCGGAUUACGAAAGUUUUUUUUUUUUUUUCAAUUACCGGUAAAACGAUAUGUGUGUAUUGAAAUAGUACGAAUGUUACUUUUAAAUUUUAAAAUGAUUGUGAUGUACUUAAAUGUUAUAGCACUCCAAAAGGUAGUUCAAAAUCACCAUCUUGACAGAUGUCAAAUUCAAAAUUGGGGACAAAUGUUGAUCUGAUGAUUUAUAUGGACCCCUCUGUCCCAGAUUCAAGAAUUCUUCCGAAAUUUUACUGUAAUAGAAAGAUUUAGAUAAAAAGAUUGUAUAUUUGAAUUUGUCUAUAGUUUGGAAGAAUAAAUAUGUAGUUAUUAAAAUGAAGACAUUCUUUUAUCAAGACAAAAAGUAAUAAUGAUGUAUUAACAUCAAUUAUUUAAUAAAAAAUUAACUAUUAGAUACCUAAUAGUGAACAGAUACUUUAUUUUGUACAUAAACAACUUUUACAAUUUUAUAGAUCGUUACCUAAGAUUAAUGUAAAAAUUAGGUAUAUAGAUAAUUUUAGGGAAAUUUAUACAUAUUAAUAUGGGCACAUUCUUAUCUGUUUUUAAGUUUAGUUCUUAAGGUUGGUUUAAGCACUAACUUGAAUAUAACACGGUUAAUACCUAACUUUAAACAAUUAUAUAAACGAAGCCAAUCGUAUUAGAAAGGAAAAUAUAUUUGUUUGACUUAUUAAUCAUUAGUGUCUCAAAUUUUUUUUAAAUAUAUUAUGUGUGAGUGUAAUUAAACCCGUCCUUUAUUACAUUACAAUAUACUGAUUUAGGUUAUUUAAUUCUAUUGGCGGGAUAAGUUUUGAUUAAUUAAUUGAAUGAUUAAUUCACCAAAGAAACAAAUUGAUAUAUUAAUAUAUUCGCAUGAUGAAAAGAUUAAUUUAAAUUAUAAAAAAAAAACAUUAAGUAGCUACUACGGCCAUAUAACCUAGAUCGAAAAUACAGUACUUGUUAGUAUGGUCACAAUUCUUUUUGUAUGGGAAAAAACAUUGUAACCAUGUUUAGAAACACUACUAACUAUACAAAUUUUAUGUUUUGUUUUUCCCUAUCUUCCUUUUCCUUUUCUUUUCUUUCAUUUUUUUUUAAUCAAAACAUAUUUUUAUAUUUGGAGUUCAUAGCAAGCCUCAGUAUGUCAAAGACCCAAAGGCAUAAAUUAUGAAUAAUUCUUUCAAGCAUUUCAAUUACACUCGCUAUCUUCUUAGGGGCCGUUCAAGUGUACUGCAAUUUAUAAUCCCCGCCCCCCCCUCCAUUUGAAAGCUAAAGUAAGCCAGCCAAUAAGCCAUAAACAUAUUAUUUAUUUGUAGGAAUCCUCGAAAAUACAGUGCAUUUUACAAUGUAUGGGUAAUGUGUAAAAAAGUUCAUAAUUAUUGUUGACGUAAUCACCGAACACAAAAGACCCAUCCUUUUUAGUGCUUACUUGGACGGCCCUUUAACUUUAAAUGAGUAUUGUUAUAAUUUAAUGUUAAUAAAGCUAUUAUGUUACUUUUUAGGAAAAUUGGUAGUGAUACAAAAAUCUCAAAAAAUUUUGUUACAAAUUAUUUGUAUAUAUUUUAACACAAACUAAGAGGUAUUUAAGAAUAGUUAAGUUAAAUGUUAAGAAUACAUAAUUUCAGAGUAUUGUUAUU